Heterocephalus glaber (naked mole-rat) is the source of this 2324-nucleotide messenger RNA. The record is from RefSeq and is a predicted model, not a curated record. Lineage: Eukaryota; Metazoa; Chordata; Mammalia; Rodentia; Bathyergidae.
CCUGGCCGCGCCUCCUCCCGCCCUCCGGGCCGGCGCCUGGCUUCCCUCUUCCUCCUGCGCCUCCGCCUCCUUCCACACAAAUACCAACUCCUCAACCCGAGCCCAGAUCUCGCCGCCGCUGCCGCCGCCACACUCCUCUCGGGCUUGGCCUCGCGAGACUUCCGCUCUGUCCCGGCCCCGCCCCGCCUCGCUCCCACUCGCUGGGCCACGCUCUCGCUCCUCCCUCGCUGCCAAUCCUGCGGCCUUGCUCGCCGCCAUGACCCCGCCCCAUAGCUCGGGCUCCUACCGGAUUGGGGCCGCUGGGGUAGGGGGCGGGGAGGCCCCCACGCGCGCUGGCUGGCCCGGGGCGCGUGACGUCAGCGCGGCGCCGACGCCACCGCUCAGUGUCGCGCGGCCUCCGCCCUUCGCUUUGCAACAGCGACAAAAAACGGUGCCUGGGGCCCGGGCUGCACUCGGGUAUGGGGCGUCACCGCUGCAGCCGCCGCCUCAGGAUCCGGAUUUAGUCCGGGGCUGCUUUGAACUCAAGGCAGUCUUCCUGCCUCAGCUUCCCGAGUGCUGGGAUUACAGGCGUGUGCCACAGCGCCUGGCUCUACUCACAGUGGACCCUCGAGUUGACCGGCCUUAUACACAAACAACUUGGGUUACCACCAGAAUUUAAUUGUAGCUUAAUGACCAACAUUGUGAGUUUCGACCUGAGUUCCAGCUGCUUGUGCAGUUGUAAACAAAGACUCUAUGCCAGAGCCAGUCUGAGUCGAGAUGUGGUGUUUGUGGACAUGAUUUCAGUCAGUGCUUUAUAUAAUCGCUUCGAUUACUGCUAUCAGAAUGGCCCCCAAAAAGCUAGAAAGGAAGCUAAGGAAGGAAGGGAAGGUCAAGAAAGCAAUCACAAUUGAAAAGAAGAAAGAAAUUGUGGAGAAAUAUGAGAGUGGUGUGCGUGUUACCGAUCUGGCUAAUAUGUACAGCAUGUCGAAAUCCACCAUCUCGACAAUCUUACGGAGAAAAGAUCUGUAUAAGGAAGCUAGUGUGGCUAAAGGUGUUACUCAAAUUAGUAAGUCUCGAUCAACAGUACUAGAGCAGGUAGAAAGGCUGUUACUAGAGUGGAUAAAUGAAAGGCAGACGACAGGUUACAUCCUAUCUGAGUCUAUCAUCUGUGAAAAAGCUAGGGCGAUAAAUGCAGAUCUUGUAAAGGACAAUCCAUCAACGCGUGAUAAUGGUGAAACAUUUCGUGCCAGUAGGGGGUGGUUUCACAAUUUUAAAGCGAGAACUGGGGUUCUUAGCGUGACUAGGCAUGGUGAAGCAGCCAGUGCUGAUAAAAGGGCUGCUGUUGUAGCAGAGUCUACAGGCCCACAGGUAGACAGUGGUGAUGUUAAGGAACUGGUGGAGGAACACUCAGAGGGAUUGUCUACAGAGGAACUUCAGAAAAUUGCAGCUGAGGAGCUUUCUGAAGAGGAAGGAGAAUAUCAACAAUCAGUGCAGCAAGGUUCUUCCUCUGAAAUAAAGGAAAUCCUAAAAAAAUGGACAAAGCUACAAAUAUUUGUAGAGAAGACCCACCCAGACAGAGAAAAAGCCAAUCGUUGCAUUCACUUGCUUAAUGACAAUGUCAUGUCAUACUAUAGAACAGUGUUAAAGAAAAGACAGAAACAGACAGCCUUAGACCAGCUUUUAGUCCUGAAAAGAUUGAGACCUAGUGAGCCUGAAGCAGGUCCUAGUGGGCUGCAGACUCUCCCAAGGAGAGAAAGGACACCAGAGAGCCAGAUUCCUCAUGUUCUUAUGGAAGGGGCCUCUCCUUCCAAACAAUAACCACCUUCCAUUUCAUCCUUCCUUCCUGCAAGCCAAAGAUGUCAACUUGAAUGAUGAGGCUGGUCGGUCUGCAGAGAUUCCAUGACCAGGUUGAAGGUACCAUGACAGGAAGGUCUGCAUGAUAGUGCUGGACCGUUGGUGUUUUGAAAGCUGCAACUUUCUGCAAAGCUUCCAGUGUACUGGGAAAGUGAACAUGGACAUCUGUAGAAGAUGAGUACUGGAAGCAUCACCACAGCCCUGUAAAGCUUUCUAGAAUCUCCAAGAAAUCCGAGCUCACUAAUGGCUGAGGAGAUGUGGUAACAAAGAGACUGAAGAGUGUGCCCUUCGGUCACCUGACCCACACGGCAGCAGGACAAAGAUGUGGACUGGAGCUGAGGACCCACUUGAAGUCUGUGAAAUCAAUGUUAUUUCCCAGGGGUUCUUUUUCAGAAACUUUUUGGUUAAAUGAUCAAAGUUGAUUUAAGACCCUGUGGUUUUAGGAAGGGAUGACUGUGGGCUCAAGAAUAAAGGCUGUUAGGUGAAAGGUG